This is a messenger RNA of Physella acuta, 589 nucleotides long. RefSeq names its product FUN14 domain-containing protein 1. The record is from RefSeq and is a predicted model, not a curated record. Gene Ontology annotation, cellular component: mitochondrial outer membrane. Gene Ontology annotation, biological process: autophagy of mitochondrion. NCBI's taxonomy places the organism in Eukaryota, Metazoa, Mollusca, Gastropoda, Physidae.
UUUACAGUAAGCAAUUUAACUGCGAGCCCAAGUCCUACAGAAUCACCACAGAUUUCAAGUCGUAAUGCUUCAGGCUUAUUAAAACUAAUCCAAAAUGUUGAGGGUUCUUCCAGCAGCAGUGAGAGUAUUGUGGGAGAGUUAAACAUCCCUGAUGAUUAUAUUAUAGUUGAAGCCAAGCCAAAGUCAUCUUUGGAUGUGACCUUUGAAAGGAUAUUUGGUGAUAUAACAAAAUCUUCUGCUUUGAAACAAGUGUGUGUUGGUGGUGCAACAGGAUGGGUAACAGGUUAUAUGGCUGCUAAGGUUGGCAAGAUUGCUGCAAUAAGUAUUGCUGGUUCCUUAGUGAUUAUCCAGGUUGCACAGUAUAAUGGCCUCCUAACAGUCAACUGGACUAAAGUGCAGCAUGCCUUGACUAAAGCCAGAGCUAUGGCUAGACAAAAGAUGCUACAACAUCAGACCGGUGUUACUCAAAAGGUCAAAAUAUUUUAUGAAGAGAAUUUCUUUCUGGCCCUGGGUUUCACCGCAGGCUUUCUCUUGGGAAUUGUACUGUGAUCAUCUGGUAUUAUUCUUGAAUAAAAAAAUUUAAACUUAA